AUGGGUUCGGUCUGCUGCAGAUACGGAGACAACGACGAAGACGCGAAGCUCCAUCGCGUUCCCCUUUUUGACGAAACCCGCUUGCCCAACAAUAGUUCAUCGACUUCUCAGGGCCUAGCAUCGCCUCCUUUCGGUGAUGAUCUGCUGAGAAAAGUGGAAGAAAUGGCGGACGAUAAGAACCAAACCGACCCGAGCAGUGACCUGAAAGCGGCUUCAUUACCUUCGACAAGUCCCAAACCGGACGCUGAUGAGGCCGCGUGUGAAAGGGCAUUUACUACCGUCUCGAUUCAGACCAUUCGAUUUGCAUUGCCUGAAAAGGGCUACGAUACAUCACUCAGCUACCUUGGCGGUGGUACUUAUGGUUCUGUAGCGAAAGCUAAAAUGCGCUCACGUGACGGGACUGAGCGGUUGGUGGCCAUCAAGAAGCUGCACGAACCUUUUCGGGACCAAGCUCAGGCCUGCCGUGUUUACCGAGAACUGCGACUAUUGCAAAUGAUGCGUCACGAUAAUGUGAUUCGCGCCGUGGAUCUGUACACACCAGAUGGGGAAGAAUCCUCUUUUUCCCAAAUAUACGUUGUUACCGAGUAUGCCGGAAAUAGCCUGCUUGCCGUGCUGAAAAGUCAGAAGAUCUCCGGUCGUCGCAUCCUGGAUGCAGAACAUACAAAAUUCAUCACCUAUCAGCUGCUACGUGCCCUCAAAUAUAUCCAUUCCGCUAACGUAAUGCACCGUGACCUAAAGCCGUCAAAUUUGGCCCUGACAGAACAGUGUGACCUCACUGUUCUCGACUUUGGCUUGGCACGCACGCUUGAAAAUACGAAUACAACACUCACCCAAUAUGUCAUGACACGCUGGUAUCGUAGUCCGGAGGUAAUUUAUUGGAAUAUCGAUUCGUACAAUACGCAAGCCGAUAUUUGGAGCGUUGGCUGUAUUGCCGCGGAACUGAUGAAUGGAGAAGCUCUCUUUCCAGGCGAGAACGCAAACGCUCAAUAUGAAAUGAUCAUUAUGUUAUGUGGCAGCCCGGACGAACAACUGAUGCAAAAGAUCGAAGAGAACAACACGGCCAGCAUGCGUGCUGUCUUAGAAAACAGCUAUCGUCAUUACGAACGCGUUGAUUUUCCUCUCGUAAUUCACCCUUACAGACACUUUGGCCCAAGUCCCCCACACUUUGCCGACUUUCUCGAUAAAAUCUUGGUGCUCGACCCGGAGCGGAGGAUGACGGUAGAAGAAGCGCUCAACCAUCCGUAUCUUGCCGAAUUUGCCGAACCCGACGAUGAGCCGGCAGCCGAAGCACCAUUCUCACUCAACGACAGUGAUCGCACCAUCAAUGAAUGGAAAGCCCUCAUCUGGGAAGAGAUCAGGAAUUUUCGGGGAGACGACCAUUCGCCCAGCUUU
Molecule: messenger RNA, 1392 nt
Organism: Mesorhabditis spiculigera
Lineage: Eukaryota; Metazoa; Nematoda; Chromadorea; Rhabditida; Rhabditidae
Source: the annotation of a GenBank genome assembly